Messenger RNA from Chrysemys picta bellii (western painted turtle), 1850 nucleotides. It is a transcript of the gene ATG12, whose product is annotated as autophagy related 12. Gene Ontology annotation, cellular component: phagophore assembly site membrane; Atg12-Atg5-Atg16 complex; cytoplasm. The record is from RefSeq and is a predicted model, not a curated record. Lineage: Eukaryota; Metazoa; Chordata; Testudines; Emydidae. Gene Ontology annotation, biological process: autophagosome assembly; C-terminal protein lipidation; autophagy of mitochondrion.
CACUGCCAGGAGUUAAUAUGGUUCACGUCACGUCCGCCCUUACUUGCCUGUAAGCAGUAUGGCGGAAGUGGAGGAGCAGCUGCCUCUCUCUCCUCAGGACGGUAGCCGAAGCGAGUGUGGAGAAGAGCCCCCGGAUAGGGGAGCUGUGGUGGGGGUUGCCGAGCCGGCUCCCCCUUCAGCCGGCUCCCCGGUGACCGAGGAACCUGCCGAGGACUCCAAGAAGAAAAUUGACGUCCUGCUGAAGGCUGUGGGGGACACGCCGAUCAUGAAGACCAAGAAGUGGACCGUGGAGAGGACCCGUACCAUCCAGGGGCUCGUUGACUUCAUCAAAAAGUUCCUCAAGCUGGUGGCCUCGGAGCAGCUGUUUAUAUAUGUGAAUCAGUCCUUUGCUCCUUCUCCAGACCAGGAAGUCGGGACACUCUAUGAGUGUUUUGGAAGCGAUGGCAAACUUGUACUGCAUUACUGCAAAUCUCAAGCGUGGGGAUGAAUGGUAAGCAGCCGUUGAUGCCCAGGACUGGCCUUCAGAAAGGAAAAGGCCUCUGAUAAUCUUCAGAAACAAUGCCCAUGGACAUGCUGAAGAGAAUUGUAUAUUACUGCCUAUGAAUUUAUUUUAUUCUGUGCAUUUAUCUACAAAAUGAUGCAGAUGACUUGCAUAAAAGAAGAGCUACAUAGAAUUACGUGGCUGAGUAGCCUUUCUUCCUUGUGUCAUUUGUAGUGGGGGGGAAAAAAUUGCAUGUGCCAUCCGUAGAAUAGAGCCAUCUUUCCUGCUGCAGAGCUCCUUGGUUGCCACAUAUGAAAGGACAUUAUUUCAUGUCUUGUGAACUGCAUAACUCCAUUGCUCUGAAUACUGUAUUGAGGAUAUAGCUUUCCUUUAUUAGGAAGGAUACUUAUUGCACUUGUGCACGGGGAUUCAGUUUACUUCUGACAUAAUGUUCAUCUCUAUUAUGUGCAGUUUAAUCUCUUACCUGUUGUGAAGCCUUUACUUUGAAUGUGUAGUGUCUCACUUACGCCUCACUUCAGGCAAGUAUUUUAUAGGUUUGUCUCAUAAGUAACAUAUAUAAACAGUUGCACACAAGGUAAAAGGAGUAUUUUCAUACUGUAUACUCUCUCACACCUUAAGCUAUGAGAGUAUUUGAUACAGCUGCGUUUCCUGAACUUUUUUUUUUAAUUUUUCCCUUUAGCAAUAGCAGGACACAUGUUUCUUACCUUUUUCCUAAUUGUUUAAUAUUUUCACCAAAGCUAUAAUAUACUUGGAAAAAUGUCCCUGGCAGCUCUCACCUACCAGCAACAGCAGAAAGAGAGUGACCCAGCUAUUGACUCUUUCAGUUUCAUGGAAAUAAAUGUUGGAUGUCUAAAGCCUACUGUAAGCAUACUUCCACUUAUGCUCCUCGUCCCCUGCUUCACCUGCUGUAUUGUCACUGUUCCAUCAAAAGAAAUGGAACACCACUUUGGGAUAUUUUGAUAACUGUCACAAAGUAAUCACAGGAAAUGGUUCUCCUGAAAAGGACUUCCUAUCACCAUAACGGGAAGAAGGAUACUGAGUCUCCAUCCCACCCAUGCACUGACAUCUACCCUGUGUGGGAAAGGAGACUUGCCAAACAGCUCUGUUUAGGGGAUGGGCAAAGGCUUAAUCAGGUUCCUCUACCAAAUCACUUCUCCUUUUAUUAACAUGAAGGAAAACUAAAGAAUUAUCCGCAGUCUGCUAAUCUAUUAAUAUGUAAUUGUAAAUUUAGCUGCUUGCUAAUAUAUGCUACCCAAAAAUGUGGCUACAACCUCUGCAUGCAUAAUUUUUGUUCUAUUUAGGAUGUUUUAAUAAACUCGGUAUUUCUUUUUUCAUGUUGAAAGCUAAA